This is a messenger RNA of Alnus glutinosa, 821 nucleotides long. RefSeq names its product putative phytosulfokines 6. Gene Ontology annotation, cellular component: extracellular region. The record is from RefSeq and is a predicted model, not a curated record. The transcript is spliced from 3 exons. Lineage: Eukaryota; Viridiplantae; Streptophyta; Magnoliopsida; Fagales; Betulaceae. Gene Ontology annotation, biological process: cell population proliferation. Gene Ontology annotation, molecular function: growth factor activity. The coding region runs from base 311 to 556 and encodes 81 amino acids.
UUUUUACCUGGACCACUAUGGCAGACAAUGACUAAAAGCUCUCUUCUCUCUCACAAACAAACACACACAUAUAUGGAAGUGUCGUCAAGUAGUGGUGUUGUCACCGCAGCAAUGGAGUGUAGUACAAUAAGAGGAUGGUGGGUUGGGGCCACAUGUUGUUUUGUAACUGCCUUCUUUGAGACCUUCAUGUGACUUGCACUGUUUGCUUUCUCUGCCUAUAUUUGUAGCCAACAUCGCCUCUUUCCUCCAAUUUACACAGGUUUCAACUGUGGACUGCUCUCUCUCUCUCUCUCUCUCUCUCUCAUCAACCAUGAAGAAGCAAAGCUUUUACUCUAAUAUUGCUCUUCUCCUCUUCCUUUUCCUCCUUAUUUCCUGCUCAGAAAUAUCCGCCCGUUCCAUACCAACCAAAAAAGGACAAGAGGAACUGAAGCUUGAAGAAUCCAUGAAUCUGAUGGGGUUGGAGGAUUGUAAUAAGGGAGACGAAGAAUGCUUACAGAGAAGGAUAAUUUCAGAGGCUCACUUGGACUACAUCUACACCCAGCACCAUAAGCCAUGAUCCUCCUUAAGAAUUAAAGUUCUGUGUCUUUUUAUUUAGAGCCCUUUUCUCAAUAUUUCAGAAUGUAUUCUACUCGUUUUCUUGAUAACCAACUACAACACUUGGAGAGUUACUAGAGUGGGCUUGAGGUUAAUAUUAUACUUUCUUUAUGAUACAAUGUGACUGUCAAAUAUAUGUUCAGAGAUGACUAUUUUCUGUAUGCAUGUGUAGCUGUUUGUAAUUAAUCAAGAGUUUAUGGUCUAAAACAUCUAGCCUAUGAUAUUCU